Medioppia subpectinata is the source of this 359-nucleotide messenger RNA. NCBI's taxonomy places the organism in Eukaryota, Metazoa, Arthropoda, Arachnida, Sarcoptiformes, Oppiidae. The record is from the annotation of a GenBank genome assembly.
ACUGUAGCAAAAGGUCCAACUUUGACGAUAAUAUGAGUAUAACAACGGCCGUCAUAUUUAACUCUAUAAAUCAAUCGCAACCUCAAUGGCCGUCCCCUUCAAAGGCCGACUCAAUCGGUUCGGCCGGCGAUAAGACAGCCUUUGAAACGGCCUAUCGUUUCAUUCACGGCAAACAUUCGGGCAAUUUUUAUCUCAAGUGCGGAAUGACUGUUUUUUGUUUCGGAAGUAUAAUCUAUAUGGGGGUCCAGUUGUUCACUGAAGUCUAUUAUUAUAUAAAUGGUGUCGAGAAAUGUGAGGACCCAUACCGAACAAUAGCGAGUUUUGCCCUGAUGCAUUUGGUGGGUGUGUCAAUGGCCACA